Molecule: messenger RNA, 1554 nt
Organism: Nematostella vectensis (starlet sea anemone)
Lineage: Eukaryota; Metazoa; Cnidaria; Anthozoa; Actiniaria; Edwardsiidae
Exons: 4
Coding region: 410-1267 (285 amino acids)
Source: RefSeq, a predicted model, not a curated record
UAACUAAUGAACCCAAGCUAAAAUCGAGAUCUCCUUCACGUGUUCAACAGAUCAGCCAGGGUGGUAAAGGGUAUUUUCGUUAAACGAGAUCGUCUUUUUCGACGUUCUUGAAUCGUCGAUUUAAAAGACCAUUUUUCGGUCCGUGAAACGCGAAAAGCCAUUUUGCCCGGUCCCUUAAAUGUGAGAUAUACCCUCUUUUACCAGCCUGUUCAGCAGUGCGCCCUUUUAGAGUUUGCUAUUUUUAUCGUACUGAAGCACUUUUUAGGUGCGUCAAAUUUCUUAUUUUGACACAUUUGCACAGCCUCCGGAUGUGCAAAUUGAAACCACUGCGAGGGAACGACAAAAGCUUUUAAAGGCGAUCCAUCCUGUUUUAUAAAAAAAAAAUGUUAUCAUAUGGUUCACAAUAAUCAUGAAUAUCAUAAGAAAAAGUUUAGUGUCGUUGAUCGUGGUUAUUUGGAUACUUAUAACUUUCCUGCAAUGUUAUUCCAGCUUUUUACCGUUUACCAUUCACAAUUACAUUACAGUAGAUAAAGCAUUCAUUCAGCUUGAAGACAUAGGAUGGUUUCAGUGCAUUGAACAGUGUUCUCUCACAUCGGAGUGCCUCUCCUAUAACUUCUGCCGCGAGAUGAAUGGUGCCGAAACAAGUUUGUGUGAGUUGAAUAAAUGUGGAUUUACAUCAAGUUGCGAAGCACAGGACUACCUUCGAUCAUCUAUGGGCUGUGUUUUCCAGCAAAUUCGAGAAAAAUUAGCAAACGAAAAGAUUUGUGAAAACGUUAAAAAAGACAAAGUCGUCAGCGAACAAGCCCAGGGAAACUUCACAUGCAUCCAAAUGAUUUCUGUUUAUGCUGAUGGGGAAUUGGUCAAGCUUGCUUCUGAUGGUGCUGGUCUCGAAGCCAAGGAUAUAGAAUGCCACCUACCAGAGACUGGAAUGGCAAUCCAAGUUACCUUCCCAAUACACUACUCAGUCAUUGCUAUUAAAGUGGCUAACAUGAAGGGUGAUGCAGCAUUCAGGGGAGUACUACCUGGGGACAUCAUUACCAGUCCACAUCAAUGGCGCUGCAUCAGCACAUAUCAUGCGGGGUGGAACCAAAUGGAAUAUAAUGAUACACAUUGGAAAUGGACAAGCAAGGUUAUCAUGAAUGUGACAACACAUGGGAUCCCAAAUGGUGCAAAGUGGAUAACUUCACAUGACCACAGCUAUUACAUAUACUGCAGGAUGUCACGGAAACAGUUAACAGGUAGACCAAUAGGAGUGUCAGGUCCAUAAGUCAUACUUACCAAGAGGUCAUCAUGGAUAGAUUAGAACAAUAAGGCAGCUUAUAUAAAAAUAUACAGUAGAACUCACCCGGGCAGCCAAGGGCGGAUAAAUCAUUUUUAGGGGGGGGGAGGUUUCAGGUUUGCAGCACUUGGUCAAGAUGAGAAAAUCUGUGGUUUGUGCAAAUUAGGAAUUGGGGAUGAAGAUUAUUUUCAUAUAAUGUCCAACCAUUAAAGUAAAAAAAGGAAAAAUAAUGGAAAUAGACAAAUAAAAGUUACAGAUGUUGUGAUAUUACAGUA